AUGCGGGCUGGCAGUCUGCUGGUCCUGGCACUGCCCGUGUCCUUGGGGCAGCUCUUCAAAUCCUCGAGGAACGUGUACGAGCUAGAUGCUCAGAGGGUGGAAGCGGAGGUGGCAGAGUCCAGGAGUCCCUGGGUGAUGAUGUACUAUGCGGACUGGUGCCCGCACUGCCAUCAUUAUGCUCCGAUCUUCGAGAGGAUUGCAGGACAGAUCUCCCCGUUGCAUCAGGGCGCUGUGAGCUUCGGUGCGGUGAACUGCCCAGACUUCACGGCCUUUUGCACGAAGAUCCAAAUCCAGGGCUACCCCACGGUUCGGACCUAUCACUUCACAGGUGACGUAGGUGCCUCCCUUGCCGGCAAGACUCCUGAUCGGCACAUUGUCCACUCGGAGGCACAGUUCACGGCUUGGAUCACUCGCAACGCGCCAGUGGUCGAAAGCAAUGCAAGCAGCGAGCAGACGAAGGUCCAGGAGCCAAGCGUCAGCAACUCCUCUCAGGAGCUGAGAGGCCAAAAUACUCGCGGCGCACUCAAGGCCAAGGAGGCGGAGGAGCUGCAGAAGCCCUGGGCCCAUGAGGUGCUCCCGGAUGCGAUGGCGGCAAUGCGCCUCGCGGAUGCCGAGGUUGCCCUGCUCUACUCCCUGCGGCAGGGCACUUUUCUCAAAGGCUCCAACGGGGAGCUGAAGGGCGACUCACUGGUGGAGCUCCUUCGCUGGCUGGACUACUUGGCCCGUACCUUCCCAGGUGGGCGGAAGCAGCUGCGGCAGCUUGCGGAGGCAACCCACCAGGCAGUGUCAAUGUCUUCGGCUGGCAACGCGUUGUCCGCGGAGGCCUUUGGGAAGCUUUUGGACAACCGGGGCUUGGACCGGAUCCCGGCAGAGGCUGGUCAUAAGCCAGAGGCCUACUGGAGGAAGUGCCGCAGCUACACCUGCAGCCUAUGGACGCUUUUCCACGUGCUCAGCGUUUCGGAGGCGAAGAGCGCCGCGCCAGAAACUGCGGGCCAGGAUUUGUUGGCCCGCAUGCGUGGAUUUGUCGCCUUCUUUUUCGGCUGCGACUACUGCCGCGACCACUUUCUCGAGGCCUUUGAUAGCUGCAAGCUAGGGCGGUGCAAGCUGAGUGCGGAGGAUGUGUCGGGGGCUGCCUUGUGGAUUUGGCAGAUGCACAACGACGUGACUCUCCGUGUGGCCGCAGAGAACUUUCGCCCAAUUCCGACUUUGUGGCCUCCUGAGGAGGACUGCCCAGAAUGUUGGGACAAGAAGAGUCCGAGCGGCUUCAACUCUGCAGCUGUUCUUGCGCACUUGAGCGCGGAGUACGGCAGUGCAGAGUGGCACGAAGAUACGCCGUGGCUUUCAGGGGCCUGGACUGCGCAUGGCGCUGUGCCUUUGGCGCUGGUCUCUGCGCUGAUGCUGGCAUUUGGAGCCUUCAAGCUUAUGAGCCGCUCGAGCCACGAGCCUGCUGCGCGAGGCAAAGACACCAAGGGCAGCUAG
Effrenium voratum is the source of this 1479-nucleotide messenger RNA. NCBI's taxonomy places the organism in Eukaryota, Dinophyceae, Suessiales, Symbiodiniaceae. The record is from the annotation of a GenBank genome assembly.